AUAAUUACAAAUUCUAUUAUUAGAUUGAAAAAUAAUAUUUUAAAAAAAUGAUUGGAAAUGUUUCCACAAUUCUGGGGUUUUCAUUGAUGAUGUUUCUCAGUUCAGUUGAAGGGAGAUCUACAUCUAUGCAUUCAAACCCUCCGAGAUCAGGACAGAACUUAUUAGCACGAGAAAGAAGACAGGAACCGGAAAUAGAUUUGCAGACUAUUGUAGAGGUUCUGGCCGAGAUGGACGGAAAUGAUUGUGGAAAAAGAUAUUUGUGUGAAGUUGGAACUAUUCCCCAGGAAAUGAGAAACAAACAAGAAAAAGCAACAAUGGAUCUUUUCCAGGGUAAAGGUGUCGCUGACUCUGUAGAAAUGGCUCAAUUCCGAAGUGCAGCAAAUUACGGGGUUGUAGCUAAAGCUCCUCAGCUCUGUGUUCACAGAUAUAAGAAUUGUGCACUUGGAAAACAGCCUGUUCUCCAAACACUACUGGCCGAGGGGAGAGAUUUAGACACAAAUCUUGUAUAAUUAUUCACAUGAUCUGACAAAUUUCUUUAAAUGUCCAACAGAUUGAGAGCAAGUAUAAAAUGGCUAUUUUUUAAAGAUAAUUUGAAUGAUAUUACUAAACGUCCAAAAACAAAACACUUAAAAUCUCCAAUAAGCAAUUGAUAACGGUCUGUUAUAUAUUUUCAUCAGACACGUAAAAUGUAAAAAUUUUCAGUGCAAUGAAAUAUUAAAUUAUAAUUAACUAAAAGAAU
Messenger RNA from Eurytemora carolleeae, 739 nucleotides. RefSeq lists its product as uncharacterized. The record is from RefSeq and is a predicted model, not a curated record. Bases 48 to 509 code for a protein of 153 amino acids. NCBI's taxonomy places the organism in Eukaryota, Metazoa, Arthropoda, Copepoda, Calanoida, Temoridae. The transcript has 5 exons.